AUGGCAAUCACCACAAUUCCAAAAGGCUGGCGGGAACUCGCACAAGUCUGUAUCGACAUCCAGACGAAGUCAAUUCCCAAGGAGUAUGAGUUGGCAAGCGACCAAAUACCUCCGAAAGAUCGUCAAAAUGUGCUUGAUAUCCCAAAUGAGUCUGGAAUUUUGACUACGGAGGAAAUUCGGAUGACUGAGCAGGAUGCCUCGAGCUUGUUAGGAAAGUACAAGAGCGGCCAAUGGACUGUAAAACAAGUUGUCACCGCUUUUCUGAAGAAAACAACCAUGAUUCAUCAAUUGACCAACUUUGCUACCGAGAUUUUAGCAGAAGAUGCCCUUCAGAAGGCCAACGAACUUGAUGCGUACUUCCAAAAAACAGGCCAGCUGGUCGGCCCUCUUCAUGGCAUCCCGAUAUCAGUCAAGGAACACAUCGGCAUGGGUGGCCAUAUCACGCACGCAGGGUUCGUAUCAAAGAUCAGAAACAUCCCGCUCGAAGACGCCCUUUCCAUCAAGAUUUUGAAGAAGGCAGGAGCAGUCAUUCAUGUCAGAACGAAUCAACCGCAGAGUCUCAUGCAUCUGGACUGCAAUAAUAAUAUCACCGGGCUAACUAGGAACCCACACAACCUUCUUUGCUCGCCCGGAGGAUCAUCCGGUGGUGAAGGAGUAUCAGUCGGCGCGAAAUGCUCAGUGAUUGGCGUGGGCACAGAUAUUGGCGGGAGUAUACGCAUCCCUGCCGCCUUCAAUGGUUGUUAUGGACUUCGACCGACGGCUCUGCGUGUGCCAAACCUUGGAAACUUUGGUAUCACAUCUGGACAAGAGAGUAUCCGGGGUGUUGUAGGACCCUUGGGCCAGAGCGUUGAUGAUCUGGAACUGUUCAUGAGUGCUGUUCUUGCAGCUGAACCGUGGGAUACUGAGACUAUGUUGGUUCCAGUGCCAUGGAGACCUGUCAAUCCCAGGAAAGAGAUCACGGUGGGAAUCAUGUUGGACGAUGGUUUCGUCAAACCACAUCCGCCGGUCCUACGGGCUCUUCGUUCAGCCGCGGAAAAAUUGAAACAGUCAGGUGUGAAAGUGGUAGACUGGGAACCCUUUGACCACCAGCGCGGCUGGGAAAUAGUAUCCUCGUUGUAUUUUCCCCAAGGGCCAAAGCCGUACCUCGACACAUUUGCCGAAAGUGGCGAGCCGGUCCUCCCACUUACCGAGCAUGCUUUCAGAUUCUCAAAAGCCGAGCCACUUACAGUCGCAGAGAACUGGAACCUCAACUAUAGAAGAGAGGCAUAUCGACGAGACUAUCAUGCUCUGAUGAAGCACAGAGGCGUCGAUGUCAUACUUUGUCCUGCAUACGUUGGUGCGGGUGUGUUGCAAGGCGGCGCCGAGUACUGGAAUUACACGGCCAUUUGGAACGUGCUAGACCAACCAGCAGCCAUCUUGCCGAGCGGACUGAAGGUUGACAAAGCCAUUGACAAGCCCGAAGAAGAUUACACGCCUCGGAAUGACUAUGAUGCUAAAGAAUGGAAGGCCUAUGAUGCCGACCUUUUCCACGACAUGCCAAUUUGUUUACAGCUUGUCGGAAAACACUUCCAAGAUGAAGAAGUGCUACAGGCAACUAAGCUGGUUGAUCGCAUCUUGAAGGAAUAG
Molecule: messenger RNA, 1626 nt
Organism: Colletotrichum abscissum
Lineage: Eukaryota; Fungi; Ascomycota; Sordariomycetes; Glomerellales; Glomerellaceae
Product: amidase
Exons: 7
Coding region: 1-1626 (541 amino acids)
Source: RefSeq, a predicted model, not a curated record